CAAGCCUCUUGCAAUCGCCACUGCCGUACGUCGUCUGCGUGCAGCACAACGCCGUCAGAGCAGUGAUUCAUCACAGCAGCUGUCGCGCACAGCAGCAUCGCUGCUUGCGAGAGGCCGUCGUGCAAGAGUAGCUCAAAUCGCUGGAGAGCAUAGCCAGCCAAUCGAGCAGCAACCAUGGCCUCGAUCCUCGCGCCCAACAUGCAUUUUGCAAAAACAGGGUCAUAUAGCGUCGUCGAGCCCGGCAAGCCGAAAGAAGCACCAACGCCGUCAACGGGCGGCGGCUCCGCGGCCCUCAGCGCGGCCUGCACGCGCCAAGCUAGUACCGUAAAACAGAUGAAGAAGGACGGCAAGCCCGCCGAUCAAAUAGAAAAGGCGGUAGAGGAACUCAAGAGACUACGAGCGGAACUCGCCGUAGCGGAAAAAGCCAACGCGGGCCAGGGCACGGAGCACAACAUCGAUCGAAAGUUGUUUGAUGAAACGGUCUUGAGGAGGAUGUUCGUGGUCCCGGCCUUCGAGAUCCACGGCGGCGUCGCGGGCCUGUUCGACUAUGGACCCCCGGGUUGCGCGCUCAAGCAAAAUAUUGUGGACCAGUGGCGCCGUCACUUCGUGCUCGAGGAGAAGAUGCUCGAGAUGGAGUGCACGUGUCUGACGCCGGAGCCCGUGUUGAAGACGUCGGGUCAUGUGGAUAGGUUUACUGAUCUCAUGGUAAAAGAUAUUGUUACUGGAGACUGCUACCGCGCGGACAAACUACUCGAGGAUCAUAUUGAUGACUUACUCGAGAAGGGCAACUUUUCGUCGUCCGAGGCGGAUGAACACCGCAAGGUCCAGCGGCAGGCCGACGCUUAUAGUCCUGAGGAGUUAGGUGCUAUUCUAGAAAAGUACGGCAUCAAGGCCACUACCACCGGAAACGACCUCACCAAGCCCUUCGCGUUCAACUUGAUGUUCGGGACCAAGAUUGGACCUUCUGGUGCAUUAACGGGUUUUCUGCGACCGGAGACGGCCCAAGGCUUGUUUGUCAAUUUCAAGCGGUUACUAGAUUACAACAAUGGGCGGGUGCCCUUUGCUGCCGCUCAAAUAGGCUUGGGCUUUAGGAACGAGAUCGCGCCGAAGAACGGCCUGCUGCGCGUGCGCGAGUUCACGAUGGCCGAGAUCGAGCAUUUUGUAUGUUGCCGGCGUCCUUCUACGGCGCCUUGUUCGAUGUUGAGCCGUUGCGGACCGCGUCGGGCCGUUGCGGCGUGUCAGAGAGAGCGCGGUCGCGGCGAUGGCGUCGAGGCGAUGCCGGAUGACAGCCGAUGGCGUCGCCGAGAGCCCGUACGCCGUCGACGCGACUCACCCUCCACGAAACGCAGGUCAAGCCCGACGAGAAGAAGCACCCCAAGUUCGCGAACGUGUCGAACGUGACGAUGAAGCUGUUCGACCGCGACGCGCAACUCGGGACCGGUAUUGUUUCGAGCAUGACCUGUGGUGAUGCCGUUGCCAAGGGCACGAUCGCCAACGAAACUUUAGCUUAUUUCAUGGCCAGAACGCAGUUAUUCAUGCUGCGGAUCGGCAUGAAUUCAGAAAAGUUGAGAUUCCGGCAACACCUGUCUACCGAGAUGGCCCACUACGCCGCGGACUGCUGGGAUCUGGAAAUACUAACAGCUUAUGGCUGGGUCGAGUGCGUGGGCCACGCGGACCGCGCGUGCUAUGAUCUGACGGUGCAUGCGAAAGCUACCAAUACGUCGGUCGAGGCCCAAAAAAUGCUCGACAAAGCUGUGGAGGUUUUACAACUCACAGUGAAGCCUGAUAGAAAAACGAUCGGCAUGACCUUCAAGAAGGACCAGAAGGCCGUCUGUUCAGCACUUGAGGGAUUAGAUUCCGACAAGGCUGCUGAAGUAGAAAAGGCCCACUCUGCGGGUCAGCCUUACGAGCUAGACGGGUUUAGUAUUGCACCGGGCAUGGUCUUAUUUACGCGCAAGAAGAAGAUGGUGCAGGUCGUGAAAUUCACGCCUUCCGUGAUCGAACCUUCGUUCGGGGUUGGGCGCAUUUUACACGCUCUCUUGGAGCAUUCUUUCUCUGUCCGAAAGGAAGAUGCGCAGCGCGUCGUCUUCCAGUUCGCGCCGGUCGUCGCGCCCAUCAAGUGCGGCGUCUACAAUCUACAGAGUGGUUCGAAGUUCCCGCCUAUUGUUACAAGAGUAGUAGACUUACUGACGCAAGCGGGCAUCUCCACGAAGGCGGACACGUCGGGCCAGUCUGUUGGCAGAAGGUACGCGCGCGCGGAUGAAUUAGGCGUGCCGUUUGGCGUGACCGUCGACUUUGACACUGUUGAAGAUGAUACUGUUACCUUGAGAGAAAGGGACUCGAUGACGCAAAGAAGGGUGCCCAUCGCCGCGUUGCCGGGGUUGUUGCGGGAGUUGUGUGGGCUGGACGGCGACGUCGUGGCGUGGAAGGACGCGUUGUCGGCGUACCCGGAGGUCGGUGCUUCGGAGGCGUCGGGGCCCAUUACUUUGGAGACGACGUCGCGCGGCGUCUUCUCGCGGCCGGCGGCGCUGGUGAAGAAGUGAGGGGCGCGUGGGGUAUAAGCUUACUCAUCUU
Pelagomonas calceolata is the source of this 2574-nucleotide messenger RNA. The record is from the annotation of a GenBank genome assembly. NCBI's taxonomy places the organism in Eukaryota, Pelagophyceae, Pelagomonadales, Pelagomonadaceae.